AUGAUUAUUAUUAUAUAUGAACAGAAGCCAAAGAGUAGGUGGAGAAGGCAUGACGAGAAACCAAGAGACCGGGGCCACUGGGCACCGGGAGGAGGAGGUGGAAUGCAGGCGUUUUUCCUUCAUUCCGGUAAUAAAUCAACAGGGACAGGCGUUUUCCUUCCUCAAACUCAGUACAAUAACAAUUUUCACUCAUCCAGACGACCACCUUGCUCUCCGGUUCUACUCCCUUCCCGGGUUGUUCAAGCUCUCAACCUCAAUGUUCACCAAUUAGGCCUCCAAAUCUCUCCUCGCACAGAUACCAAGAAUAAUAAUACGAGUGCAAGAGGUGGAGAGUGGAAUUCAUUCAAUAAUAAAAAUGGUAAGGAUGCAUCACCCAAACGUUGCGUUAGUGGAAAUGAAAAUUCUUCGGCGGCAGACAUACUUCUUCCCGAUGAAUGGACUUACUAA
Hibiscus syriacus is the source of this 447-nucleotide messenger RNA. RefSeq lists its product as uncharacterized. The transcript is spliced from 2 exons. Lineage: Eukaryota; Viridiplantae; Streptophyta; Magnoliopsida; Malvales; Malvaceae. The record is from RefSeq and is a predicted model, not a curated record. The coding region runs from base 1 to 447 and encodes 148 amino acids.